This is a messenger RNA of Phytophthora nicotianae INRA-310, 159 nucleotides long. RefSeq lists its product as hypothetical. The transcript has a single exon. The record is from RefSeq and is a predicted model, not a curated record. Lineage: Eukaryota; Oomycota; Peronosporomycetes; Peronosporales; Peronosporaceae. The annotation marks the transcript as partial.
GCCAGUGAAAAGCAGCGUCAAGUGAUCACCAUGGCGAGUGUCUUCUCCUUCUCUGCUGCUCAUGACCAGCCCGCUAUGAGCAACCCAGACGUAGAGCGGGAGUCAGGACCUUGGGGAAGUCACCGAGAGCAAGCACCGUGUCGUGCUCAUCGAACGUGA